Molecule: messenger RNA, 867 nt
Organism: Sphenostylis stenocarpa
Lineage: Eukaryota; Viridiplantae; Streptophyta; Magnoliopsida; Fabales; Fabaceae
Source: the annotation of a GenBank genome assembly
AUGCGCGCCCCCACCGCAAGAAACCUAUGCACUCUCAGCGACCUCUUCCGCACCCACAAACCCAACACCAAAGUUGUAUCCUUCAUAAAACCUUCUCCUGGAUCCCAAGGUGAUUUUAGUUCUGAACUGCACCACUCCUCAGAACUCGACCUCGCUCGUGACUAUUCCAGAAGGACCCUUGGGGAUUCGGCUGACAAAAAUGUAGAUACUACCGAGCUUUCUGCUUUGUUGUGCUGUAAACAAGACAAGACGGCUGGUUCUGAGGAAGUAGAUCAUGAAGAAAAAAGGAAAAGAGCAUUAGAUAUACCGUGGGUAGCGGACCUGUCUUAUGGUAAUUUAAUAAUCAAACGAAAGGAGGUAGCGCGAGAGCGGAAGCAUAAGUGGAUUUUUAAAUACACGAGUAAUCACCGUUUCGACAGGUUAAUUGAAUUGUGUGGAGCUAAACUAGGAACAGGAAAAACAGUUAAUGUGUUUGCUCACUUGGGUCGAGAAACAGGUGUAAAGGAGUUCAGAGCAUUGAUAAAAAUAUGCAUAGAGAAGGCUAGGGCGACUGACAAUGAAUACAUUGCUGUAAGUGAAAUGAGUAAGGCUUUUCACCUUUUCAAAGAAAUGAUGGAUCGUGGAUAUCCACUGGGCGAGCAAACGUAUGAUCCACUUCUUCGAUAUAUAAUUGAUAUGGGUUUGGUUCAAGAAUUUCAACUUUUCUCUGAUUUUAUCAAAGCUGAGAAUCCUGGUUCAGUUUCACGAUUGGGUUACUAUGAAAUGUUGCUGUGGUUAAGAGUUGACAAUGAAGAAAUGAUCCGGGAUAUUUGUGAAUAUAUUACUGUCGAAGAUGGAGAAGACACUUCUGCUUUACGAGGUUGGUGA